CAUUCAAAAACACACAACCAAAAAAAAAAAAAAAAAAAAAAAACAGAGUGGCAUCUUCAAAAUUAGAUUCAUUGACGCGUUCAUAUUAGUCAUACUGGUAUUCUUCUUAUUUCUAAUUCGAACCAAACUUCUCAUCGAUCAACAAGCCAAGAGGUUAUCAUGGCGGAGACUGCUGUGGGCUUUGUUGUUGAAUACCUCACACCUUUGCUGAUCGAAGAAGCGAAGUUGCUGAGAAACGUUCGCUCUGAAAUUUUGGACAUCAGAGAUGAGCUGCAGAGCAUCAAAUGUUUCCUCAAGGAUGCAGACAUGAAGGCUGAAACCGAGGAUGACUCUGUUAGAGAUGGUGUUAAAGAAUGGGUGAAACAGAUAACCAAAGUUUCCUUUCGUAUAGAAGAUGUGAUUGAUGAGUACAUAUUUCACUUGGCAACACAUCGUCACCGAGGUGGCUUUAUUGGCUCCCUCUGUAGAUUUGGUCACUGCUUAAUCAAACUAACACCACGCCAUCAGAUUGCGUCUCAGAUACAAGAUAUCAAAGUAAAAGUUCGUCAAAUCAAAGAAAGAAGGGAAAGGUAUGGCUUUGACCCAUCCAUUAUUCAGCAGGAUGGAUCGACAACUACUACUUCUGCAGCUGCUUCAUGGUAUGACCCUCGAAAAGAAGCCCUUUAUCUUGAGGAAGCUGAAGUUGUGGGUAUUGAUUCUCCAAGAGAUGAAUUGAUUGGAUGGUUGUUAGAUAAACGACAAACUCAUCGAACUGCAAUUUCGGUGGUCGGGAUGGGGGGUUCGGGCAAGACUACUCUUGCUAAAAAGGUCUAUGAUUCUGUGAAGCAAAAGUUUGAUUGCCAUGGUUGGGUAACAGUGUCUCAAUCAUACCAGAAGGUGGAGCUGCUAAAGGACAUCAUAAAGAAAUUCUGCGAGGGAAACAAAGAGCCCGCUCCUGAGGGAAUUAAUGCAAUGGAUGAGGAGACACUGACUAACAAGUUGAGAGAGUAUUUGCUGCAAAAGAGGUAUGUUGUGAUUUUCGAUGAUGUUUGGAAAGUAGAUUUCUGGGGGGAUAUAGAACAUGCUUUGCUUGAUAAUAAAAAUGGUGGUAGAGUUGUGAUCACAACACGGAAUAUGGAGGUCGCAAACUUUUGUAGAAUUUCAUCAUUAGUUCAUGUCCGUAGGUUGAAGCCUUUGCCCCAUGACAAAGCAUGGCAACUCUUUUGCAAUAAGGUUUUUAAGUUUGAUUUUGAGGGACGCUGUCCCACCUACUUAGCGGAGCUGUCUCAUAAAAUUGUUCAUAAAUGUGAAGGGCUUCCACUUGCUAUUGUAGCCAUAGCUGGUCUUCUCUCAACUAAAAACAAGACCAUUCAUGAAUGGCAAAAAUUGCAUGAUAGCCUUAGUUCAGAGCUGGAAAGCAAUCCUCAGCUUGCAAGCAUAAGAAAAAUCCUUUCUCUUAGUUAUUCUGAUCUACCUCACCAUCUUAAAUCUUGCUUCUUGUACUUUGGCAUGUACCCGGAGGACUAUUCCAUUAGAUGUUCAAGGUUAAUUCGACAAUGGAUUGCUGAAGGGUUCGUGAACCAGAAAAAGGAUAAAACAUUAGAAGAAGUUGCACUCGAGUAUUUGGCUGAACUAAUACAUAGAAGCUUGGUUCAAGUGUCUAAGGUAGACUCUAGAGGAAGACUCAGAAAUUGUCGCAUCCAUGAUCUUUUGCGUGAGGUUGUUGUCAAAAAAAUGGAGUCGAGUUUUUGUCAUGUUGUUGAUGGAAAUGAGUCCACCUUAAAGGGAGAAAUAGUAACUCGACGACUAUCAAUUGUCAACAAUUCAUGCAGUACUGUUCUUCAAGAUGCAGAUUAAGUUUCUCAUGUCUGCAGUAUUUUGAAUUUCAACAAUGAUCAGAGUCAGACACUGCUAAACUAUAUUUUUAAUCCAGGUACAUUGGCAAAGAAUUUCAAGCUUCUAAAACUUUUAGAUUUUGAAGAUGCUCCAAUAGAUUCAAUUCAUGAAGAUAUUGGGAAGUUAUUUCAUUUAAGAUAUUUGAGUCUUCGACGCACCAACGUAAAGAAGCUACCCAGGUCCAUAGGGAAAUUGGUAAAUCUUGAGACUCUGGAUCUAAAGCAAUCAUUUGUGUCUGAGAUACCUGCUGAGAUCAGAAGGCUUCACAAGUUGCGAUAUCUCUUAGGAUACAAUCGUGACUUAACCAUGCAUAUUUGCAUAGCUAGAACGAAAGGAAUAAAACUAAAAGAAGGAUUUGGGAGCUUUCAAUCCCUUGAAAAGUUAUACGAGUUAGAUGUAAAUGAGAUGGGAGCUGAGGUAAUUGAAGAGCUGGGAAAGUUGACUCAGUUGAGGAGAUUGAGCAUCCGUAAUCUCAGAAGUGAAUAUGGAAGGAUUUUGGGAGGGUGUAUUGAGAAGAUAAGCCACCUGGAAUCUUUGCAAGUAAUUGCAACGAGUGAAGAUGAUAUGAUCGAUUUAGAAAGCAUGUCUUCUCCACCUCAAUUUCUCCAAUGUCUCUGCUUAAGUGGGCGUUUAAUGAAGUGGCCAGAAUGGAUCAAGAAACUUCAAAAUCUGACAAGAAUAUCAUUUAAUUGGUCAAAAUUAGAAGAUGAUCCGAUUCAGAAUUUGAAAAAUCUGCCAAACCUAUUGGAUCUCGAGAUAAAGCGUGAUGCAUACGUUGGUGAUGAAUUGCAGUUUGAGAAGGGGAUGUUCCCAAAAAUGAAGGAGCUCGAUCUCAGGUAUUUGAGUAGACUGGAAAGGCUGGUGAUAAAGAAAGGAUCCCUUGUGAAUCUUGAAAGACUCUGCAUUGGACCCAGUCCACAAAUGAAGGAGGUCCCCUCUGGUAUCCAACAUUUGAAAAACCUUCAAUAUCUCCGCUUUUAUGAUAUGUCGGACGAGUUCAAAAAGAGUAUGAAACCAAAAGGAGGACGGCACUAUGAGAUCGUUCAACAUGUCCCUCGUGUUAGCAUCAGUUAUACGCGCGAUGGAGGAAAAUUUGAAACUUUCCGUUUGUUUUGAUUUUAUCAAGUGGAAGAAAUAAAUUAAGUCCUACGUACUUGUCAGGUAAAAUAAUUGAGAGCUUUCAACUAUAUAUGUGCUAGUGGCCCUGGCAGUACCGCUACUCCCUUGCUGCUUGGUGGAUAUCGUCUCACUGCUCCGAGCUCGUUUCAUUGCUUUGUCUAUUAUUCUACUUUACUUGUUUUGCUGUGCUCAGAAAUAAUACAAUUUCCAACAUUUAUAUCAACUCCAAGUGUUUCCCUCCCUUUGCCUUUGAAGUGAUGUUUAUUGACUUAUGUUUAACCUUAUUUGCACACAAUUUGCUAUCUUUCAGUGCCUAAUUUUAUUCUCAGCUUAAAUUAGUUGUUGUUAAAUCAUCAAGAUUUCUGAUUGAUUGCUAUAGUCUGUGUUAUGUGAUACCCAAUAAAGAAAAUCAGCAAACAAAAUGGUACCAAAAUUUAAUAAGCUUGAUGUGUCCUGUAGUAUAAAGAUUUGAGCUUCACAUUUAUGAUAUCUAGUGCAAAUCCUUCUACAUGAGAUACAAAAUUUUAAGAGAAUUUCUUCAUGAUUUUUUUAAAUAUAUAAAUUUAUAUAUUUCUACUAUGAUUAUUUGUUAUUGUUACCUUUCAAGUUAAAAUUAAAAACUCAUAAUAAUUUUUCUUUUUCUUUUUUUAAAAAAAAAAAAAAAGAAAAUUGAUUGAUAGUAAUUAAUGUAUUGAUUUAUCAGUUAUUUGAUUGCAUGCGCAUGGAAUUAGCCUAGCUAAAAUCAGAUCUCAAUUUCUUUUCCUGUUUGGCCUACUCUGUUGCCUCUGCCUGUAGCAUGUUCGAUGCUUCCUUCUAUUUGUAGUCUAUAAAUGACCUGCUUGGUGCUUUAUAAAUUUGUUUGGUUAGCUCUAGAAACUAAUGCAUGAGAAAUCAAUUCUUAGUUUACACUUGUUCUUUUUAUUUGUUUGUUUUCCCGUUUCAAAAUAAAGUCCCAUGACUUGUAUCUUACAUAUCAGUUAAUUUCUCACAAAGUCGAUAAAUCUUUUGACUGAAAAAAAAAAAAUGCUUUUCUGAAUUUUGUUGUGCAUUGAUUUACCCAAGAAUUGGCCACAAUGACAACUUGACAUGAACAAUGCUUUUCUCCAUGGACAUCUAAAUGAAGAGGUCUAGAUGGAGUAACCUUAAGGAUUCAUUGAUUCCAAUAGGCCGACCCAUGUUUGCAGGCUCAAGAAAAUCUACUAGUUAAAACAAGUACCAUGCGCAUGGUGUAUAGAAUUGAAGACCUUUCUACUCUCAUACGGGUUUGUCAAUUCUAUGUCUCAUACUUCUCUAUUUAUUUUUCAUAAAUCAGGCAUCAUUCUUUAUCUAGUAGUCUAUGCGGAUCACCUUCUUUUGACUAGGAACAAUUUAUCUACUCUUUCUAAAUUUGUUGAUGCUCUUUCCAUCACUUUCACUCUUAAAGAUCUUCGUGAUCUAAAUUAUUUUCUUGGAAAUGAAGUCACAUCAAGCAAAGCUGGUCUUAUUCUUACAUGGAGAAAAUACAUUCAUGAUCUCUUAGAAAGGACUCAUAUGGUAGAUGCCAAGGAAGUUACCAUGCCAAUAUCUACAUUAGCAACUCUAACUCUUAAGGAUGGAGCUAAUCUAACUAGUGCCAUCCUUGUCCCUUCAUGCUUAUAGUGAUGCUGAUUAGGUGGAUAAUAAAGAUGACAGUACCUCAACUUCAGCUAUGUCAUGUAUCUUGGUUCAAAUCCAAUUUCUUGGAUGUCAAAGAAGCAAUGCACCGUUUUACACUCUUCAACUGAAGUUGAUUAACUACUUGAUUGCUACUACUACACUAAAUUAUGUUAGCCUCAUUCAUUGUUGUUUGAGUUAAAGCCGGCAUACCUUAAGUUCCAGUCAUGUAGAUAUUAGUCAUCUUAUUGUUGUCUUUAACUUCAUUGAUCUUUUGUACAUAGAUUUUGGUCACUGUUAUGUUGUAUAGUUAUCUAUAACAACUAUCGGUUAUGUACUCUGUAUAAAUACUAGUUGUACUCAUUCAAUCAAAUUAAGUUUUUUCCUUCA
Ziziphus jujuba (common jujube) is the source of this 5016-nucleotide messenger RNA. RefSeq names its product disease resistance protein RPM1-like. The coding region runs from base 160 to 1836 and encodes 558 amino acids. The transcript has 2 exons. Gene Ontology annotation, molecular function: ADP binding. The record is from RefSeq and is a predicted model, not a curated record. Gene Ontology annotation, biological process: defense response to other organism. NCBI's taxonomy places the organism in Eukaryota, Viridiplantae, Streptophyta, Magnoliopsida, Rosales, Rhamnaceae.